CUUAUUUUGACAUCCCCAGCAUCUAGAAUUAAGUCCAAUGUUUGUUGCUGUUACUCCAAAGAAACCAAAUCCUCAAACACCACUAGCCCCUGUUACACCAAAGACCAGUAACCUCAAAACUCCACAACGUAGCAUCCUCAGAGUUUGUAACUCUGUUACCAAGAGACGAAAAGUUGCUUUUAACUCAGAGGACAUGCCAUGUUCUUCUGAUGAUUCCGACCUUAUGGAGCUGGAUGUGAUUGCAAGUCUAAAUAAUUUUUUAAAUAGUUUAAUCCAAAUAUGCUCAAAUAAAUUAGUUUAAUCUAAAUAUGCUCUAGUAUUAUCUUAUGUUUUCAAAACUGCACUUCUUUACUAUUUUUACAAAUUUGGAUGAAAUUAAAAUUCUAAAAUGUUAGUCUUUCAAUCCCAUACUUAUUUCAGGCUGAUAUGAAUUUCUCAAAUGAUCAACAUGUAGCUCUGAUUUCAAAAACUUCCCCCAUAGCUGAGAGAAAGGGAAGUGCUUGUGAGCUGCCCCACAGAGCAACACCAAGCAGAAUUCCAUUACAUAGAAGUGUAAGAGAAACUUCUAAAAGACAGGUACUUCAAUUUAUUUCCAAGCAGAUUUUUAAAAAAUUAACCAUAAAGUCUUAAUUAAAAAUUAAGCUUUCUUUAGAUAAACUGCAAAAAUCAUGUUAUUGUUUAUUUGUUAAGCUUAGCAGGGAAUAAAAUACCUCUUACAAGAAGAUAAUAUUAUGCACAAGCUCAUUACUUACUUUCCAUUUGUUUUUAAAUGAGAAAGACAUUUUAAAGAAUAUUUUUAACUCUACACUUUAACCAGAUGUUGUACGCAAAAACUCCUGAGUUACCUAAAAAAGUUUCAGAAACUCAGACAAAUCUAGACAGGACUGAAAAAUUAAUUGGAAACAGAACUAAAGUUGAGGUAAUGAGUAAUUCAUAUUUCUGUUAUAUUCUUAUAUAAUUUGGUGACAGUAAAACUUUUUAUUUUAUUUAGUUGAUAGCUUUUGAUUUAGAAAGAUGAUCUUAAUAAACCAUGUUAGUUAGUGUGUUUUGUGAUGAAUGAUUUUCACCUUAACAAGGUAUUUUAAUGUCACGUUUCAUUUUUUUUCCUUUUGCUAAUUUUAUGUGAAGCGUGGUGAGCCUAGCCCUAUGCUGGGGUAGCGCUAUAUAAGACCACUUUAAUAAUAAUAAUAAUGUCUUUUGUUGUCAACUGUGAAAUAUUUCCUAAUUAAAAUACCAGCCUGUCAUAAAAUUUUGUUAUAGACUAACAUGAGGUUUCUUAUCUUUCUUUCCCAGAAACCUGAUGACGCUAAGAUGAAUGUCAGAAAAAUGCCAGUCAAGAAAACAUCAAAGUUUUUCACUGCCUCACCUAAAAAUAGGGC
Molecule: messenger RNA, 1379 nt
Organism: Lymnaea stagnalis (great pond snail)
Lineage: Eukaryota; Metazoa; Mollusca; Gastropoda; Lymnaeidae
Source: the annotation of a GenBank genome assembly